Pectinophora gossypiella (pink bollworm) is the source of this 474-nucleotide messenger RNA. RefSeq lists its product as uncharacterized. The record is from RefSeq and is a predicted model, not a curated record. The transcript has 3 exons. The coding region runs from base 128 to 382 and encodes 84 amino acids. NCBI's taxonomy places the organism in Eukaryota, Metazoa, Arthropoda, Insecta, Lepidoptera, Gelechiidae.
UGGUCGAAACCAAAUAUAUUUUUUAAUCUGUACAAAAAAAGGAGUUUCUCGGAUUUUCCUCGCCAGUGUUGCGCAGAAAAUCCGAUCGUUUUAGUGUUUUUUUGGGAAAAAGGCAUUCGCAUUCAAAAUGAACGCUACUCGACUGCUCCCCAGGGUUCUGAACCAAACAGUCCGCCGGUACCAUGACGCUCACUUCAAGGCUCCUACCAUGGAUGAGCUGCCCGUGCCCAAGGGCUCCUGGCAGGCGCAGUACGACGCCAACCAGCGCCGCUACAACGCUGUGCUGGCAUUCGGGAUCGCUUUCACUGUUGGCACCCUCGCUGUUGCCAAAGCUUCCGGACUGAUCUACCUUAACUACUCGCCACCGAAGUCUCUGGACUAAAUGCACUUAUAUAUACUUGCAAUGACACUGCAAUUGUUAAACAAAUAGUCUAAUCAAUCAAAUAGGUAUUUAAUUAAAAGCUUCGUGCUUUA